AUGUCUCGAACACCCAUCCCGCGCCAACUGCUAUGGCAGCAGCUUCGGCAGACAACACGAAGUGGUGCUGUACGUUGCCGAGCACAGGUUCAAGGAGUCAGACACUAUGCGGCAGACAACAAGGAAGAGCGGGAGUCUUUCAAGGGACAGUUAUACCAAAGUACGCAUGAGCGCGUGCAGCGCGAGAGGGCAGACGAGGAGCGGUUCGCGAGACAGCGAGAUGCUGAGAGAGCGGCUUCGGGGAGCUCGCUGGGAUUGGCUAUACCAGUAGCACUACUCGCCGGCGCAUUCGGAGGAUGGCUCAUGGGCAAGCAGACGCCCAAGGAACCAGAGCCAUUGUCGACAGCUCCCCUCUCGGUCACGAAGCCACCACAACAUGACACCGCGCCGGCGACUCUGCAAGCAGCAUGGGCUGACCUGAAAGAUGUCGUGGGCGAGGAGAACCUGUCCACCAACGCCGAUGAACUGGCGUCUCAUGCCGGCAGCGAAUGGAGCUCAUACGCCCACAAAGAGUCCGACCAAGCCUUCUGCAUCGUCCGACCUUCAAGCACUGAAGAGGUCUCCGGCAUCAUGAAAGUGUGUCACAAACGCAAAAUACCGGUUACAGGCUACAGCGGCGGAACUUCGCUGGAAGGACACUACGCAGCAACGCGAGGUGGUGUCUGCAUCGACUUCAGCCGCAUGGACCAGAUCGUUCAAUUACACAAGGAAGAUCUAGAUGUGGUUGUGCAGCCAGCGGUAGGAUGGGAAGUGCUAAACGAGGAGCUCGCUGAGCAUGGCCUCUUCUUCCCGCCAGACCCAGGCCCGGGCGCGCAGAUCGGAGGUAUGAUCUCGACCGGCUGCAGCGGCACGAAUGCGUAUCGGUAUGGCACGAUGAAGGACUGGGUGCUUAGCAUUACGGUUGUGAUGGCGGACGGCACGAUUGUCAAGACCAAGCAACGACCGCGGAAGAGCAGCGCUGGGUACGAUCUCACGCGCAUGUUCGUCGGUUCAGAAGGCACUCUCGGUCUGGUCUGCGAAGCCACCCUGAAAGUCACGCCGAAACCGCAGAAUACGCGGGUAGCAGUCUGCACCUUCCCAACAAUCCGCAGCGCAGCCGACUGCGUCUUCCGCGUCGUCGGCGAAGGCGUGCCCAUCGCCGCGGUCGAGAUCCUGGACGAUGUACAGAUGAAAUGCAUCAACGACGUCGGCCGGACUUCGCGUUCAUGGAAGGAAGCACCAACGCUGUUCUUCAAGUUCAGCGGCACGCCGACGGCGGUGAAAGAGCACAUCAGCAUCGUCAAAGACCACGCCAAGAAAGCCGGUAGUCAGACCUUCGAGUUCGCGCGGAAUGCGGAGGAAGGCGAUGAACUGUGGGAGGCUCGUAAAGAAGCGCUCUGGUCGGUUAUGGCGAAGCGAAGGGACGAUUCGGAUCAUGUCUGGACUACGGAUGUCGCUGUGCCCAUCAGCAGACUACCUGAUAUCAUUGACGAGACCAAGUCGGAGAUCAGCAAGAGUGGCCUUACGGGCGCUAUUGUUGGGCAUGUUGGUGAUGGGAAUUUCCACGCCAUCAUCUUGUAUAAUGACAAGGAGCACGAUAUCGCCGACGAUCUGGUGCACAACAUGGUCAAGCGCGCGAUUGAGAUGGAAGGAACGGCGACGGGUGAGCAUGGCGUUGGGCUUGUGAAGCGGGAUUACCUGCCCCAUGAGGUUGGGCAGAGUGCUGUGGACUUGAUGCGGAAGAUGAAACAAGCGUUUGAUCCAUUGUGUCUGCUGAACUGCGACAAGGUCAUUCGCGCGCAGCAGCCGAAACCUGGUGAAGUCCAGGAGUGGUGA
Saxophila tyrrhenica is the source of this 1815-nucleotide messenger RNA. Its product is annotated as D-lactate ferricytochrome c oxidoreductase. Gene Ontology annotation, biological process: lactate catabolic process. NCBI's taxonomy places the organism in Eukaryota, Fungi, Ascomycota, Dothideomycetes, Mycosphaerellales, Extremaceae. The record is from RefSeq and is a predicted model, not a curated record. Gene Ontology annotation, molecular function: D-lactate dehydrogenase (NAD+) activity; FAD binding; D-lactate dehydrogenase (cytochrome) activity. Gene Ontology annotation, cellular component: mitochondrion. The transcript has 3 exons. Bases 1 to 1815 code for a protein of 604 amino acids.